Molecule: messenger RNA, 795 nt
Organism: Sphenostylis stenocarpa
Lineage: Eukaryota; Viridiplantae; Streptophyta; Magnoliopsida; Fabales; Fabaceae
Source: the annotation of a GenBank genome assembly
AUGGGAAUGGGAACUAGCACCUUUGUUACUAGAUGGAUCAACUUCCUCACCAUGCUUUUGGCCAUUUUUGUGAUAAUUUUUGGAGUGUGGAUGAGCACUCAUCAUGAUGGCUGCAGAAAGUCUCUGACUUUGCCUGUGAUAGGCCUAGGAGCAGUUAUUUUCUUAAUAUCUGUAGUUGGCUUUUUGGGUGCCCUGAAAAACAUCUCCAUACUAUUAUGGGUUUAUCUGAUCUCGCUGUUCUUUGUCUUGGUGGGAAUCCUGGUCUUCACAGUAUUGGUGUUCAUCAUCACCAACAAUGGAUCAGGUCAUACUGUGACUGGCUUGAGGUAUAAGGAGUAUCAGCUUCAGGAUUUUAGUUCUUGGUUUCUCAAGGAGUUAAACAAUUCUCAUAAUUGGGAGAGGUUGAAGGUUUGUCUUGUUAAAUCUGAAGACUGCAAUAACCUAUCCAAAAAAUAUAAGACUCUUAAACAAUAUAAAUCAGCUAAAUUGACGCCAAUUGAAGCUGGCUGCUGCCGACCACCUUCUCAGUGUGGAUAUCCUGCUGUAAAUGCAUCCUACUAUGACUUGACCUUUCAUCCAGUUAGCCCCAAGAAUGACUGCAAGCGCUACAAAAAUUCUCGAGCCAUCAAAUGCUAUGAUUGUGACUCCUGCAAGGCUGGUGUGGCGCAAUACAUGAAAACCGAGUGGAGAGUUGUUGCUAUAUUUAAUGUUGUUUUAUUUGUUGUCUUGUCAAUUAUAUACUUUGUGGGAUGCUGUGCGAGACGAAAUGCUGCCAGAAGGCAUUCUAAAGCUUGA